Thermothelomyces thermophilus ATCC 42464 is the source of this 2055-nucleotide messenger RNA. RefSeq lists its product as uncharacterized. The record is from RefSeq and is a predicted model, not a curated record. NCBI's taxonomy places the organism in Eukaryota, Fungi, Ascomycota, Sordariomycetes, Sordariales, Chaetomiaceae. The coding region runs from base 1 to 2055 and encodes 684 amino acids. The transcript has a single exon.
AUGCCGCCAGCACUGGCUCUCGGGAGGGCGCUGAGCCGGGGGCGGGGUCUCCAAACACGGCCCAAACCGGCAUCGACUUGCCUCUUUUGUUCUCUCGCCCGCCCGUUCCCUCGCUCAGCAGCAAGAACGACAGCAAGAACAACGGGCCCCCUCCGAUUACAGGAACGCACAUCCCUCGCCCCUUGGAUACCUCGGCUCUCCGGGCGCUGCUACCAAUCGACCGAGUCACUCUCUUCGGAUCCCCGCGCCGAUCUGCGCCGCGCCCUCCUCGACCUCCAAACGCACGCCCCAAACCACGUCAACCUCCCCCGCCUCCAGCUCGCCCUGCGCAACCUGUCGGAGCCGCCGGGUCGCGAGUCCGUCCGCGUCGCCGUUCUCAGCGUGUCUUCCGACGGUGCCGGUGGCAGCAGCGGGACAAACACGACGACAAGCACCGCGAAGCGUCUCCUCCGCCUCGCGCUCGCCGACCCCCUCCGACCGGCCGCAGCGUGGGAGGCGCGGCUAGAGCGACGCGAUGCCGCUGGUGACGGUGCCGGGUCGUCCCCGCUUAUUGUGCGGGUUGUCGGAGCCGAUAAGGCGGGGAGGGAUGCUACGGCCGGAGCAGCAGGUGAGGGGGAGGAGGGGAGGGAAGAGGAAGAAGGGUUGAGAACGGUGGUCAAAGAACAUGUGAUUCCCGAGUUGCGGGUCUCGACGCCCUUGUUGCGCGACGCCGAGUUGGAGAUGCUCGUUGCUGAUGCGGGGGACGCCCUUGCUGCUGCUGCUGCUGCUUCCUCCGGAGCCGCGGUGGAUGAUCCCGUGCUGGUGCCGACGGUCGAUGUGGCGGCUACGACGGCGGGGCACGUGGCGCCGAUCGGGACACCAGUGCAUCUGGCGCUGUUGGUGGGGGAUGGCGUGCGCGGGGCGGCGUCCAUCCUCGCGCUGCCGGUUCUGGAGGGGAGGGACGUCGUCAUGGGGGUCGUCAAUUUCAAGGGUCUUGGGAGCGAGGAUGCGGCUGGUUGCCCGCUUGUCGCGGUCAAUGUCGAUGCCGCCAGCGAGGGCCUGGAGCUCUUCCGCUCCGACGUUAGCAACGCGAUGAAGUACGAGGCGCUGUGGACCGAGGCCAACAUCGGCCCCAUCAGCGAGUGGCUACGGAAGAGCGCGCUACCGGACGGCGAGGGUGUCACCAAGGCGCCCGUCCGGAACUUGGUCAGGUCGCUGCUGCGGAGUGCUAGGGCGGCCGUACAGGGGGAAGAGGCUCGCGACCUGGCGGCCGAGCUCCGCACAAAGGUGCAGCCCGAGUCUGUCGCCCACUUGGACCGGGCUCUGGCCGACUGGGCGCAAAGCGCCCACCAAGAAUUACAGCAGCAGCUGGAUACCGCCUUUACCACCGGACCAUGGAGCAAACUGGGAUGGUGGAAGCUCGUCUGGCGAGCCGAUGACGUUGGCAUGGUGACGUCGGAGAUGGUAGCCCAGCGUUUCCUCCCCCGGGCGGAGCAGGGAUUAAUUUUUCUCGCCGGCCGCAUCCAAGAAGCAGGUGUGGUGGAGGGGCAGCAAGGAGCGCCCCUAUACCCGGGACCGGCAUUACCUGGGCCUUCGACUGCCGAGCAUACGGGGCAGGACUCGGUUGCGCCCGGUGUGGUCAGCAAAUGGCCGUCCCACAUCCCAUUCACGAGGCACUAUCUGCAAACGAAGACGGUCCCAGCUCUCCAAGCCCUGGCGCAGAAGCUUGUAGUACAAUCUGCCAGCUUGGCUGGGUUGAGCACCGCGCUCACGGGCCUCUCGUACCUCUCGGGGUUUGGAGCAUAUGAAUGCGGAGCCAUCGCAGCGCUGGGCAUCGUGCUGAGCUGUAGGCGUCUCCAGCAGAAGUGGGACGCGGCAAGGGAGUACUGGGAAGGAGAGGUGCGCGAGGAGGGCCGCAAAGCGAUUCGCGCAACAGAGGCUAGCGUUGCUGAGGUCCUCGAUAAGGCGGGCAGGACGCCCGACCCGGCGGCCAAUCGGGGCGCUCAGCUGAAGGAGCUGCGCAAGGCCGAAGAGAUCAUCACGCGGGCGGAGGAGGCGUUGGCGCGCAUGAAGUAG